Messenger RNA from Torulaspora delbrueckii, 1128 nucleotides. It is a transcript of the gene DEP1, whose product is annotated as Rpd3L histone deacetylase complex subunit DEP1. The transcript has a single exon. Gene Ontology annotation, biological process: negative regulation of transcription by RNA polymerase II. The coding region runs from base 1 to 1128 and encodes 375 amino acids. The record is from RefSeq and is a predicted model, not a curated record. NCBI's taxonomy places the organism in Eukaryota, Fungi, Ascomycota, Saccharomycetes, Saccharomycetales, Saccharomycetaceae. Gene Ontology annotation, molecular function: histone deacetylase binding. Gene Ontology annotation, cellular component: Sin3-type complex.
AUGGUGGCAGACGGUGAAUUGUCAGAGUAUAGUGUCUCGAGUGAUGCAGAGACUGAGAAAAUGGGUGAUGAAAAGACUAAAGAAUUGGACGGGUCGAGACCACAUAUUUCAGAGUUAGUGAAGGAAGGGAAACGUAGUUUAGAAGAUACAGAUGUUCUUGAAGACAACAAGAGAGUGAAAUUAGAGACUGAACCCCACGAGGAUGAUGACAAUGAAGCAGGUGAUGAGGGAGAAGAUGAAGAAGAGGAAGAUGCAGAGAUACCGACAGUGGAACCAAUGAAGCAAGAGGUUGAGGAAGAAGAAGAUGAAGAGGAAGAAGUGGAAGAAGAUGAAGAUGAGAUCGCAGAAGAUGAAGAAGAAGUAGACAAGACCUUGGAGCAUAAGGACGAUGAAAUCAUAGAGCCAAUGUCUUCGAUGCCAUCACCUUUCGAAGUGGAAUCACGUAGAAUGGAUGCAUUGAAGGAGAUUACACAGAUUGAGUAUAAGUUUGCUCAAUUGCGCCAGCAAUUGUACGAGAACAAACUAUUAAGAUUACAAGCGGAGUUGCAAAUGUGCCUGGAAGGCUCACAUCCCGAAUUACAAACCUACUAUCAAAAAAUUGCAUCUGUACGUGACUACAAGCUUCGUCGUGCGUACCAAAGACAAAAGUACGAACUCAAUUGCAUUGAUACCGAGACUCGUGCAACCCGUACCUUUAUCCAUCAGGAUUUUUACCGUAAAGUAAGUGAUACAAGAAAUAAUCUCUUAAAAGAAACUACUCAAAGAUGGUACGAUAUCAAUAAAGAAAGACGUGAUAUGGAUAUCUGCGUACCUGAGGUCAGCUACCACGUUCCAAUAAAGAUUGCAGGAAAGACUUUAAGUUGUAUCACUGGUUACGCCGGUCCAGCACAACAGAGGUACCCCGGUGAGCCCCUAAGCGAAGAUCUAGAGUGCGAAAAUAUAACGUUCCACUAUAGAUCAAAUGCAGUGGACAAGCUAGAAGUAAUUGUGGACCGAAUGAGACUGAACAAUGAGUUAAGUGAUCUAGAAGGCCUGAAAAAAUACUUCAACGCUUUCCCCAGUGCACCAAACCUCAAUGGUCUACGAGACUCCGAAAUAUACGAUGAUUUACAAGAUUUAACUUUAUAA